ACACACACACACUCUCUCUCUCACAGGCAGUGCUUUUUUCUGGAAAACCCUUUUAGCCUCUGCAAUAAUUUCAGAGGAAAGGGGGAAGAUUCAGAGUUGAGAAGGAUGGCGACGUUUGCAGGGACGACGGAGAAGUGCAAGGCUUGCGAGAAGACGGUGUACUUGGUGGAUCAGCUUGCCGCCGACAAUAAAGUCUAUCACAAAGCUUGCUUCCGCUGCCACCAUUGCAAAGGCACCCUCAAGCUGAGUAACUAUUCCUCCUUUGAGGGUGUCUUGUAUUGCAAGCCACACUUCGAUCAGCUAUUCAAGAUGACUGGCAGUUUGGAUAAAAGCUUCGAAGGUAGUAUUAAUUGUUCGGAUCAUUAUUGCUUUUCAAUACGUACACAGAGCAGCAGCAAAAUCUCAAGUAUGUUUGCUGGUACACAAGACAAGUGUGUCGCUUGCAAGAAAACUGUUUAUCCGCUUGAAAAGGUGGCAGUAGAUGGCACAUCAUAUCACAAGGCGUGCUUCAGGUGCACCCAUGGCGGCUGUGUAAUCAGUCCUUCAAACUAUGUGGCCCACGAUCAGCGCCUCUAUUGCAGACACCACCACACCCAGCUCUUCAAGGAGAAGGGCAACUUCAGCCAACUUAGCAAGCAUGAUAAUGGCAAACCGCUGGCUGGAACAGAUUCAGCUGCUGCAUCUGAAUGAUAGAUACUGUAAGGUUUUUAUCGUUGCCCAAAAACAAGUCUCAAAUGUCUGGUUUGCCUUUGGAAUCCAUACCGGACAAGAAGGGCGAAAAGUGAGGAUGAACAGAACUGUUGAAACUCGGUAAUGCAGAAGAGUUCUUUUAAUGGUGAUAUGCAGAAUAUGUUAUUUUCCUGUUUGUCUGCAGGAUCUUGUUUUCUGAGUGUGAGGUGUUUCUGUGACUGUAUGGAUAGACCAUUGGUUUAUCCAGAAAGGUUUUUGGACUUUGGUUAUUUGGUUAUCAAUUCGGUUUGCUGCC
Messenger RNA from Linum tenue, 985 nucleotides. The record is from the annotation of a GenBank genome assembly. Lineage: Eukaryota; Viridiplantae; Streptophyta; Magnoliopsida; Malpighiales; Linaceae.